This is a messenger RNA of Encephalitozoon cuniculi GB-M1, 195 nucleotides long. RefSeq lists its product as uncharacterized. The transcript has a single exon. Lineage: Eukaryota; Fungi; Microsporidia; Unikaryonidae. The record is from RefSeq and is marked provisional. The coding region runs from base 1 to 195 and encodes 64 amino acids.
AUGUCGAGGAUCUGCGCCACCAAUUUUCAGAAGGACGGCAGAAGAAAAAUGAUCAGCAAACUGAUAGAGGCCAUAGAGAAUCUUUCUUGUAGCAGCGAAGAGGAUGAAGGAGCCGUCCGCAGGAGCGGGGUCGAUCAGGAUAAAUGGAGCGAGACAAAGGUGAGGUUUAUGCGAAAGUAUGGACAUAUAGAGUAA